AUUAUCAUGACGUUCUCCCCACUAUCUUUAACCUCAAAUUUUGACAUUUCAAUGUACACAAAAAACGUUCUAGAAAUUUCAAGAAUUGGAAUUAAAAUCGAUCUCACUCAAAUUAAAUGUUAAAUACAUACAAAAUAUGAUAUAAAUUAACUAUUUCAACAGUUGGAUUAUUUUUGGAAAGUAGCCGAACAAUCAUAACCUAGUCUUUUACAUAAUGAUUAAACUACCAACGUGUUUUCAAUAUUUCAUUAUAUAUAGUUUACAACUUUGUUCCUAUAUUAUAUUAAUUAAUUGCGGGGCCAAUAACUUGCAUCAUAUUGAUGGUACUUCUACUGCUGAAGUAAUUAAUGGUGAUGUCUUUUUUGAAAUAGUAGAUCCAGUAGAAUUAGAAUAUACUUAUAGGAUUCGUCCAGCCAAAGACUUCGGAGCGCCUUUUAAUGCCUCAUUUCAUAUUAAAAACGUACCUUUGGUUCCUAUUCUACCAAAGAAUGGAUGUAAACCCCCCGAUAAUUUGGACGAUAUAGAAGGAAAUGUAGCUUUUAUUGAAAGAGGUGAUUGUUCUUUCAAGUUGAAAACCCUCGUUGCAGAACGUGCAGGUGCCAGAGCAGUAAUAAUAAGUGAUGUAGUUAAUUCAAAUCAAGAAUAUUUUAUUGAAAUGAUUGAUGAUAACGCAGUGGAAGAAGUUAAUAUCCCUGCAGGUUACUUAUUAGGAAAAAAUGGUUUAAUGAUAUUGAAGACCCUGGAGAAGCUGAAAAAAAAUUUUGCCAUAAUUAAUUUACCAGUGAAUUUGACAUUUACGCCAAUACACGAAAUGAAUCAGCCUCCAUGGUUGGGUUGGUAGAUUUAAACGUGAUUUUAUGUAAUUUUAUUUUAUUGAAAAAAAUUUGGAUGUUUCCUGCUUGUGAGUACAUUAUAUUCAUUAAAUGAAUGAUUAGUAAGUAUUGUUAGAAAAUUAAUGACUAAUGAAGCAAUAAACACUGUAGAUAUUUUUAUAAAAAUUAUUAUUGGACGAUUUUGUAUGCUGAAAUUAGCAUAAACUUGAGUAUAAGUGGAAUAUGUGGAGGGUAGUUCAUGUUUUGUAAUUGUAAUUUCCACUGAAAAUUAGACGUGACAUUCAGAAAGUGAUCUAAUUCUUGUUCUGGGCUAGGAUCCUCAAUUAGCUGAUAGGUAAUCUAUCUGAACACAGGUUGUAGUUUCUGACAAGUCCUUUUUAUUAUUUCAUUUACAGGAUUGUAAAUAACAGUGGAUUUUACUUUUACAUAUUUAUAAACAUUUUGAUAUUAUAUAUUAAUAUAUUAACGAAACAAUGACACAUAAUAUAAAUCAAACAAAAAAGUUUUUUAUUAAAUACAGGGUGAUUGAUUAGUGUGAUAUAUUUCAGUGCCUCCUUUGUCUUUGAGAUAUCAAUCUGAAAAUUUGAGGGAUGUAUGUAUGUGGAUAUUGGGGUAUCAAAUACUCUGCGAUCCAAUGGAUCUAUUGUGUCCCUCUUUCUUGCUGCAAUACUGGGGAACACAGUGUUUGCAGCCGAUAUUUUUGAAAAUCCAGAAUGAAUUUGAGCGAUUAUAGCCAUCAUUAUUCUUCACAUUUUAAAAUUAUGUUCAAUCUUAAAUGAUGAUCCAGAAUGUUGUGCCAUAUCAUAGUUACAUUUUUUUUAAUGAAACACCCUAUAUUUUAUUGCAUAUUUGGAAUUAGCUUGAUUUCCCCAUUUCAUAAUAUAGGUCUGAGAUGUGUUUUACCGGGCAUUUAGAAAGUUCAAUACCCUAUACAAUGUAAGAGAAAUUCAAGAAUGCAAAUCUGUUGCGACCAAAGCAUUCGAAUAGUAGUAAUAAUUCUGGGAAAUUUUUUAUUUCGUUAAUAUUCAUUGAAUCUAAUACAGGGUGAAUCAAAAUACUAUUACAUUAUUUUCGAAUGAAUUUUAUUUUUCUCAAAAAAAUAUGGUUCUAGUACAUAUUCAACACUUCCCCACACAUUCAACGAUCAUCUAGUUUGACUGUGUGUCACUACGUGAUUUGGAUUAGCUGAUGAAUUACAGUGAAAGUUUGGCUAGUAAACACAACCAUUUUCAUUAAAUGUGGCUUCAUCUCCAAAUAAAAAAUGGUCGAAAAAGUCUCUGUUUAUAAACUUUUUGUGAAGUCUACCUACAAAGAGCUUGUCAUUUUCUAAACUCAACUUUGGACAAAUUUGUCAUGAAUUCUUCGCACACCGUUCAAGCUCAGUUCUUGUUUGCUUAAAUUUAUUAGUAGGCUGUAGCUUAUGGCGGCAGAUUUCAGGGUGCGGCAAAUUUUGUUUAAAAACUUCUUGCUCUUUACAUGGAGAAAGGUUUGGAAACUCUUACAGAAAUGAAAGUAUUUUGAUGAAAAUACUAAAUACUGAUGAAAGCUUUGUUAAAGGUACUUUAUGAUCAUGAAUAUUGCAACAGGGAUCUAAUAUAAUUGAAAUUUAGUUAUUUUCACAAAUGAUUUGGUUAUAAAUUUCAAUUAUAUUACUAAAGUUUUUCCUCUAUGUCUAUGCUCUACAAUGGGCUGAAGGUCGAUUCCAUGUCAAAGACUAAGGUACUACAAUCAGAACUCUUAGUGUGAACAGGUUUAAAGUGGAACUUCGGAAGCUGAUUCAGCAUAAUUUUUUUAGAAGCUUGUCAUAAAAAGACACUACACUAUUGUAUAAAAAUGUUGUAACCAACUUCUUAUUUAAUUUCACUUUUUAGUCCCAUAUGGCACUACCUGUGCUCCGGGUACUAUAUGCUAACAAAUUAUGUAUAUUUUAGUUUUUGUAAAUUUUUGUUUCAUUAAUAAAGGAUUAUUAUUGUUA
Molecule: messenger RNA, 2808 nt
Organism: Diorhabda carinulata
Lineage: Eukaryota; Metazoa; Arthropoda; Insecta; Coleoptera; Chrysomelidae
Product: PRADC1-like protein
Exons: 4
Coding region: 215-841 (208 amino acids)
Source: RefSeq, a predicted model, not a curated record